Messenger RNA from Entrophospora candida, 696 nucleotides. NCBI's taxonomy places the organism in Eukaryota, Fungi, Glomeromycota, Glomeromycetes, Entrophosporales, Entrophosporaceae. The record is from the annotation of a GenBank genome assembly.
AUGUCUUCUUCACAAGUAUCAAGAAAACAAGUACAAAGAAAGUUGGAGCCAUCAAUAUUCAAUGUACAACCACAUUCAGAUUUUAUAAGAUAUUUAAGUGAUUUUUUGUAUAAUCAACUUAAUUCAGAAAACAUAGAACAUUUAGAGAUUGAAGCCAAACUAGGAUUACUUUUGGAUAAGAAUAAUCCAGAGAAAACAAGAAUUAAUUUACCAGUAGAGUGUGAAACUAUAAUUUCACCAAAUGAAUCAUCAUGGAUAAAGUUUGAAAAUAGAGGAAAAAUCAGAGUAACAACCAAUGAACAUGGAAAAACUACUAUAGCAAAUCUAAAUAUCUAUUCACCAAGAACCAAUUGUGAUUAUCGCAUAUCUGUCAACAUUGAAAAACCAAUGGAAAUGCCAAGAGGACAGUAUGUAUUUGAACGAAAAAAGAAUCGAAUGAGUUAUUGUCAUCAAUUAUUUAAAGUUGAUUUAACUCAAGUCGAAGAAGCCAAGAAAACAACGUAUCAAAAUUAUAAUUAUAAUAAUUAUAACAAUAAUUUACAAAGUAUAAAGCACGAAUUAGAAAUUGAAUUUAUUGAUCCAAAAGUUUUAUAUAAAGAAAAACUUGAUAUUAUAAAAAAGCAACAAAGUAAAUUUAGAGAUAUUGUUGAAAUAUUUGUUAAUAAUAUUAGGCUACUUGCAAAAAAAUGUAAUUAA